Molecule: messenger RNA, 5760 nt
Organism: Trichoderma reesei QM6a
Lineage: Eukaryota; Fungi; Ascomycota; Sordariomycetes; Hypocreales; Hypocreaceae
Exons: 6
Coding region: 1-5760 (1919 amino acids)
Molecular function (GO): protein binding
Source: RefSeq, a predicted model, not a curated record
AUGUUCAACCUGGAACUCAUAUGGCUGUCCCACGCAACCCCCCACGUCGACCUCGUCUUCGUCCAUGGCUAUGGCGGCAACCCCGAAACCACAUGGCAUGAUGAAUCCACGGGCAAGAUCUGGAUCAAAGACGAAGAGUUCAUCACCCGCAUCAAGAGGCCUAUGCGCAUCUUCUCUUUCAGCUACAACGGCGACGUAGGCGCGAACCUGUCAUCGUCCAGCCCGGCGUUUCAUGCAAACGAUCUGCUAUGCUGCCUGGAGCAGGCUCUUGGAGAAUCUUCUGGAAGGCCGUUGAUAUUCAUUGCCCAUGGCUUUGGGGGCAUCAUCGUGAAAAAGAAUGCGCUGGCCGGCGUCGUCUUCUUUGGCACCCCCCACGCCGACACAGAUUCUGAGGCACUUUUGCAAGCCGUCAGAGGGACUGUCGAUGCUUUCGGCUCAGGAGUUGGAGUCAUGAAUCAGGAUGUUCGCGAGUUUGUUUCCAUCGUCAGCCGCAUCAACAGCGCCUUCAUCGCUUGUAAACCUAGCUAUCUGAGGCUGCUCUCCUUUUGGGAGAAACUUCCAUCAAGGGCCAGUACUUCGAGUGCCGACUCUCACAAGUCUCUCGUCAUCCCUCUCCAAUGCCGGAAAGAAGAACUUCAGGGCAAUACAGACCAUAUCAUAGACUGCAGCCACGAGGAGUUGCCACGGUUUUCGAGCAUAUUUAGCGAAAGGUUCAUGCAGUUCAUGCAGAUCUUUUCUCAAUUCCUCGUCGAUACGCUGUCAGAACGCACCGUGGCAACUAUUGCGAUGCCCGUUACCCGGGCAUCAUCACUGAGUCCGGAACGGCCUUUGCCGAUCGAAGAAAUCUCCGCCAUCGAGAAGCAUGACUUUCCAAUAAUCAAGCCUCGGCGAAGGACGUGGAGACUCGACAAUGAUAACCGGAGCCGGGAACGCAAUAACAAGGACAACAAAGAUGCCACUGCCAGAAAUAACUUUCUUCGCUCGCUGAAAGGCUGGUCCGAGGCCAAUUACGGGAAUGAGAUCUAUGUUGCUGCCGGAACAUGCGAAUGGUUCAAGGAUGGCUCCAUAUACAAGAACUGGCUCACCGACCCAAAAUGUGGCACCAUCUUCUAUAUAGGGGCGCCCGGACAUGGGAAAUCGCACCUCGCCCGCGCCGUUCAUACCCAUCUCAAGUCUUCCAAGCCGGACGACAUUGUCAUGAGCUACUUUUGCCAAAGGGGGGAAGAGAAACCCGCGAUCUGGGAAUACUUUACUUGGCAGCUGAUCAAAGAGUGGCCAGAUUGGUUUUUCCAUAUUCCGAUUCAGUUUCGACGCAGCGUUCAUGAGACGUCUCCUUCUCCCCUGGACCCUUCCGCAUAUGCAGAAAUAUGGACCUCUUUCCGAAGAGUCUGCUCGCCUCGAACAAUAUAUCUCAUAGUGGAUGGGCUAGAACAAACGCCUUCGGCCAACUUUGCAGAUUUCUUCGCCUUGGUAGAGCAGUUGAGGCAGCCCAUUGCUUUGGAGCCGGACAAACGAUCUAGCAAGCUGAUGGAGAUACCGACCAAGUUAAAGCUGGUAAUCACGAGCCGAUGGACGAAUGCCACCUUCACAGCCUCAAGCACGACCUCAUGCUGCUCUCUACCAGAAGACGACCUCAAGAAAGACAUCGCGCUGUACUUGGACAAGAAGUUCUUGGCUAUAUCCAACGCAAGGCCAAAGUCAGAGCAUGACCUGGUUCAGAAAAUCAAGCAACAAGUCAAUGAGAAGGCGGCGGGCUAUUGGCGCUAUGCUAAACUCGCGCUCGACGAGAUCGAGGGACUGUCUGGCCAGAACUCCAUCCACGAACUUCAGAACGACUACAUUCCAGCGAAGUUGGCUGAACUGUACGAGCACAAGAUGCUGCCGUUACUGCAAUCCGUCAACAACAGCGAGAGGCACUUGCGUACCGUUUUCACGCUAAUUGCUUCCGAAGACAUUGGCCUUGCCUUUUCUCUCAAGCAGCUCGAGGACUUUCUCGAGUGCUUGUAUGGUCCAGACGAUAUGCCUGCUGGAAGUCUUGCCGAAUCCAUACAAUCAUACUGCGGAGACUUGUUCUGGGUCAGCCCAACAGACUCACUCGUGUUUUCCGUCCACGCUUCUGUCCGUGACCAUCUAAACGGCUACCUUUCGAUAGAGCACAGGCAGACCAACAUCAUCUUCAUCUGUCUUACAUAUCUCCUUGAGGACCGCUUUCGCAGCCGCUUGCCUCUGACUAGUAGAGAGAGCACAGUGGAGAAAUUGGCCAACGCUGCGCCCUUUUAUGGCUUCGCGGCCCAGGGCUGGCUCAGCUAUCUUGCCAAGUUGAAGACGCUCAGUCCCCAGCUGAUACCGCUGCUGGAGAGAUUUUUGUCUAUCGACUGCCCGCAGUACCGGACAUGGCUCCAUUGGAGGUCAUGGCUCGUCAACGAAAAGGCUCAAGAACUGCCUCUGGAAAUUGAGAAUCCUAUGAUGGCCAUAGUUCGAGAAGGUUGCGUCGCUGUCAUCCAGCAUUUUUCCCCGUCUUCAGCAUCCCCUCUUGAUGCUUGGAAGGCAGAACCCGAGGGUUGGUACCGGAAUCUGCCGUUCAUCAACAAACGACCAUGUGGUGGCCAACUUGCAAGACAGUGGCCCGAUAUCACGGGCUUGCAUGGUCACACGCUCCUCAUGGCAGCAGCGCUGAGUGGAAGCCGUACCAUGGUUGAGCACAUAUUACAGUGGAAUGUCGACAGAACCGCGCGAGACGAAGGUGGCAGGACUGCUCUCUUGCUCUGCCUCACUUCAGAGCGACUGAUGAGCCCUAAAUCUCAAGCUCAAAAGGCAAAAGUAUAUGGUAUCGUCGAAACCCUGCUACUCAAUGGCAGUAGUCCGAACAUAAGUGACUACCACGGGAUCACUCCUUUGCACGUAGCUUGCGUGCGAGGUAGACUGGACCUUGUCCGGCUUCUGCUCGGGUUCCAUGCCUUGGUCAACGUCACGGAUUCAUGGGGCUAUACUCCUCUCGAAAGGGCAUACUCUACUGGUAACGUUGCUUUGGUUGAGAUGCUGCUCAUCAGAGGCGGUGCCGACGCAGAGGCGUGGAUGUUGGGCGGAGAGCCACCGCUGGCCAGGUGCAUAUACGACGGCAAGCUCGACAUGUUCAAGGCGUUUCUCCCAUUUGCGGACAUCAACCAGACUACCGUGCUCGGAUUCGCGCCCAUCCACUUAGCCAGCGAUGGAGCUGACAGGAUAGAGUUUCUUCGGGCUUUGCUACCCUGGUCUGGACUGGAUGUAGAUGCCGUCAGCUCAUCGCCCGAGAGAUUCAAGGUCAAAGGCAGCACUGCCCUUGGGUUUGCCAUCAACAGCCGUAACCACGCAGCACUGCAUUUGCUCUUGGAAGCUGGAGCAUACCCAGGGCUUCUGCCGGGGGUCAGCGUACCGCCGCUUCACGAUGCCGUUACCACUCAGGAUCGAUCCAUGGUGGAGCUGCUGCUGUUAUAUAGAGCGCCCGUAAACGGCUUCGUCCGUGGCUAUUUCCCCUUCACCGCGUUAGGCCAUGCUGUGGAUUUAGGCCUUGAGGCCAUCGUGGAGUUGCUCCUCCAAAACGGUGCAGAUGCGUCUACGGAGGAAGGCUACGGCGUCACAGCUUUGAUCGAGACAGCGGUGACGAAGGAGGGCCCCCCUAUUCCCAAAAUUUUACGGCGACUGCUGGAGUCACGUCAUCCUCCGAAUGUCAACUACAUCCGAGACGGAGAAGAUCACUGCAUUGCAGGGGCCGUUGAGCAAGGCGAUGUCGAAACUGUUUCUCUUCUACUGGAGCAUGGAGCGGAUCUGAGCAUGUAUUUCGAAUCUGGAAAGAGAGUAUCACCACUCCACACGGCUGCUGGACAAGGAAAUGUCGAAAUAUGCGAUAUUCUGCUGAAGCACGAACCCCGGCUCCUGGAUCUGCAGAUGGAAAAGGGAUUUAUGAUUGAAUCCCCCUUAUUUGAGGCGUGUCAUCGGAAACAGAAAGAGACUGUCCGCUUUCUAUUGGAUAAGGGAGCAAAAGCAGACCAGGUCAGCUACUACUAUCAGGAAUCUCCGUUGUUUACGGCCUGUGAUGUGGGAAAUUUGGAAGUCGUCAAGAUGGUCUUGGCAGCAACGCCUCACAUGGUCAACGUCCCUUCGGCUUUCUACUGCACUCCUCUUGCAUAUGCCUGCGCCCAUGGGGACCUAGAAAUGGUCAAGCUGCUGAUUGACGCCGGGGCGGAGAUCUAUCACUACAAAGGCUCUGACACUACAAGCGCCUUCAGCCGGAUUUUCGAAGCCAAGGGGGACAAGCCGUUCAAGACGCUUCAACUAUUACUGAGCAGCGGUCUGGACCUCCACGCCGUUGACAACGAGACUGGGCUCACCGUUCUCGGUCAAGCUAUCGUAGAUGCCGAAGCGAGGCACGUCAGAUGGCUUCUCGAGCAUGGUGCUGAUCCGCUCCGUGCACAGAGAGGCCCUGGAGCCGAAGGGAAGUGGCGGACGGCCCUUCAGGUGGCUGCCCAUACAAGCAAUAAGAAUAUCAUGGCGAUUGUGGACUUGCUGCUGGAGCCGCGCUGGGGUCUAUGGAAUCACUUGACGCACAAGGACUACCAUGGAGGCACUCUGUUGCCCGUAAUGGGUCGAUCGCGGAAGAAUCUGCCAGUCAUCUCCCGCCUAGUGUCCGCAUGCGAUACCAUCUUUCAGGAGACAGGCAAGGAUGUUUUCUCUGCCAUUGUGGGCGAACCGAAUCUCAUCGGCCUCACUCCAGUUGACUGCGCCAUGGACCAACUGGAUGCGAAGCCCGAGGCAUUGCCCGAGCUGGACAAGCUUAUCGUCUUUCAAAUCGAUGAGCUCCUCGCCGGGCCGCGGACCAUGGAGAAACACCUCCUCGCGCUAGAUUACGUCGUCGGUCUCCUUUUUACACGCGGAGGGUACGAGAAUGAAACAGCCGUUCUGGCCGAGUACAUUCUCACGAGACCUCGAGUUCGAUGGGAUGAUGACAGCUAUUACAUGGGAAGAGUUGCCCUACAGUCGUGCUUUGUCUGCGACGAGUCUAUCUACGACCCUUACGUCUACUGCAUUCUCUGCGAGAGCUCGUGGUGUGCGGAGUGCAAGGACAACCAGGACACGACCAGUCUACACGAGCACAAGUGGUUCCCCAUGAACCUUCGCAAGGAUCUCGAUAUCAACGCGCCAGACAUUCAAAAAACUCUGGAAAGGCUCCGCGCACAAUUAACUCCUACAUCAGAUGGCGCCACCGAUGAACAACCAACCGAGGAACCACUCACCGUCAACGGAAGCUCCUCCAGCAACAGCCAGGCGAACGAGGAACAAGUCAAUUCACCUCCUACAAACCCCCAAAGCUCCCUCCCGCUCGCCACGCUGCACGCCUUCAACUUCCUAGCCAUCAGCAGGCCCAUCUGGACGCCCUUCCUCCCCCUCUCCCCAGCAACCCAAGCCCUCGUCGACCCCUGGCUCGCCCAGUGGUCCGGGUCAGACGAAUAUCGCCGCUGGAAAGAAAAAAUGGACCGAAGGACCAUGGACUUUGAAAUCUCCCCAUGGAGACGCUUUCAGGAGAUGCAAUAUCUGAAGCGAGGGUUCACGAGAGCGUAUAUGGAUUAUGAAGCCCUGAAGCGUGAUUUUGUGCUCUCUGAUGUUCGUCGGCUGUUUGCUGGUGAAGAAGAUGGUGGCGUUGAUGCGAGAUCUGCGGUGCCAAAGGAUCGGCCAAAUUUCAUGAUGCUACAGCUUAUGGUCGUCAUUGUUGUCUCACCAAGAUAA